AUGGCUCGCCCGUAUGAUAAGGCCAUAGCCGACAUCGCACACUACGUCUUCCACUUUAAACUCGACCAGGGCGACGAAACGAUAUGGGAACGGGCUCGAAUGGCACUUCUUGAUGCAUUGGCAUGUGCGAUUGAGACCGCAGCAACAAGCCUGGAAGCUAGGACUUUGAUCCGGCCACUUAUUCGGGACACGAUCAUCUCCGGUGCGUUUCAAGUGCCGGGGACAGGUUUCAAAGUCGAUCCUAUCGAGGGGGCUUUCGAUUUGGGGGUUUUGAUACGGUAUCUCGAUCAUAAUGAUGCACUAGGAGGGGCAGAAUGGGGCCAUCCGUCAGAUAACCUAGCAGCCAUUCUUCCCGUUAUGGAUUGGUUAUCUCGCGCUUCGAUAUCGGGUCGUUCUGGGCAUACGGGACCGCCUGUGACAAUGGCUACCUUGCUUGAAGCAUUGAUCAAAGCGUACGAGAUACAAGGCUGCUAUCAAAUGCAGAAUGCAUUCAAUGAAUAUGGAAUUGAUCAUGUUGUAUUGGUGAAACUGGCCUCUACCGCUGUUGUAUCCUGGCUGAUGGGCUUGACGGAGGAACAAAUUAUGGCUUCCAUCUCUCAUAUCUGGAUGGAUGGGCAUCCGACCCGGGUCUACCGCUCUAAAACCAGCACGACUCCACGAAAAGGGUGGGCCGCGGGUGAUGCCGCUCGCAGAGCUGUGCAGAUCGCCCUGUAUGUCAGGGCGGGCCAGCCCGGGGCCCCAGAGGCAUUGACUGCAAAGCCAUGGGGGUUUUUGGCUCGAACAUUUGGUGAACGUGGGUUCGAAUUUUCCAGGCCAUUUGGAACGUGGACUAUUCGAAAUGUUUUCUUCAAAACGAUGCCAGUCGAGGGUCAUGGUAUUUCAGCGGUGGAAGCAGCUCUCUUGCAGCGCCAGAAGAUAGUAGACCAAGGGUUAUCCGAGCCAGCGAAGCAUAUCGAACGUCUCGAGUUGCGUACCUCUGAAGCGGCCAACCUGAUUAUCAACAAAGCUGGGCCCCUGCAAAAUGCCGCAGAUCGAGACCAUUGUAUUCAGUAUGUUGUGGCGCUGUCUUUCCUGAAAGGCAGUGCUCCAGAAGCAACCGAUUACUCUGAUGGAAGCCCGUGGGCAGUCAGUGCUGAGUUGGCACACCUCAGGCGCAAGAUAAGUGUUCACCCUGAUCCACAGCUCACCCGGGGUUAUUUGGAUUUGGACAUAAAGAGCAUUGGCACAGGGUUGACAGUCGUCCUUGUAGACGGCACAGUGCUUCCAGAGGUUCUGGUCGAGUACCCGAUCGGCCAUGUGCGAGACACCCGAACCAAACAAGCGUUGCAGAAGAAAUUCAUGCACAAUAUGGCAUAUCUGUUUUCAGAGACAGAGAUAACCCACAUAUUGCAUGCGGUUGAGAACAUGAAUACACCGGUCAUACACUUGGUGGACUUGCUUGCUCGGCCAGUGGCCAAAGGGAGACUGUAA
This is a messenger RNA of Penicillium manginii, 1470 nucleotides long. Its product is annotated as putative 2-methylcitrate dehydratase (PrpD). NCBI's taxonomy places the organism in Eukaryota, Fungi, Ascomycota, Eurotiomycetes, Eurotiales, Aspergillaceae. The record is from RefSeq and is a predicted model, not a curated record. The transcript has 2 exons. Bases 1 to 1470 code for a protein of 489 amino acids. Gene Ontology annotation, molecular function: lyase activity.